AUGCUCCGUCUGUUCGCUUCCAGGCUGAAACAUUUCUUUAUCCGGUCCCUGACAAAAUCUUUGUAUUUAUCAACAUCGCAUCGGCCAAGAACCUUGGUCCCUUGGCUACUCUCGGCGGUUGCGGUCACCCUGAGGACAAUGAGGUUUAAAGGCGCUGGGCAUAUGGCCAUAGUGGCCUUGCGCAUUCUACCGUUUAUCGGCCAUGUCUAUGCGCUCGACCUCGAUGUUAACAGUCAGGAAUCGAUCAAAGAUGCCGGGAGCACCGCCGCCUACAACAUGAUGACAUGGUACACACAGAACGGGACAGACAAUCCAGGCUUCAUCUCAAGGUCCUGGUGGACAGGAGCCGCUUUGUUCCUGGCAUGUCUCAAUUAUUGGCAUGCUACGAACGACACAACCUAUAACGAGGACGUCAGCAUCGGGUUACAACACCAGGGGGGUGCGGGCGGAGACUACAUGCCUUCCUGGGCGGUAGGAGUAGGAAAUGACGAUCAAAUGUUCUGGGGUCUGGCGGCGAUCACUGCAGCAGAAUAUAAAUUCCCGAAUCGUCCAAGUGGAGACACCUGGCUCACCCUUGCAGAGGGCGUUUUCAAUGACCAGAAAUCGUCAGACGGGAAGGGGUGGGACACGACUAUUUGCGGUGGUGGCCUUCGCUGGCAGAAGGAAAUCUGGCAAAGUGGUUAUACCAUGAAGAACGCGGUGUCAAACGGUGGCUUUUUUAUGCUGGCAGCACGUCUCGCUUGGUAUACCCAAGAGGAAGAGUAUGCUACGUGGGCUGAGAAAGUCUGGGACUGGUCCACCACUGUGAAUCUGGUCAAUAAUGAAACAUGGGCAGUGGCAGAUAGUGUCAGACAAGGCACUGGGGGCCCCAAUGGCUGCACCUUGCCUGACCACACCAGGUGGACAUACAACUAUGGUACCUAUCUUUCUGGUGCUGGGUAUAUGUAUGCCUAUACGAACGAUACUAAAUGGCUUGAUAUCACAAACAACCUACUGGAUUCAUUGUUUACUACAUUUUUCCUACCCGAGCACGGUGGUGUGAUCACCGACUGGCGGUGCGAAGCUGUGGGCCAGUGCUAUAAAGACGCGAACGGCCCACUUUUCAAAGGCCUCACGGUAUCGUGGCUUUCAGAUAUUGCAUUGAUCAUCCCUUCCCUUAGGGAGAAGAUCCUACCCAAACUACAAGUUUCAGCCGAGGGUGCUGCAAAGUCAUGCACCGGCGACGGCAAAGACCUCUGUGGUAACCGCUGGUACGGCGGGUAUGAUGGACAGAAUUCGAUGGAGAAUGCAAUCAGUGGUAGUCAGAUGAUGAGUGCUGUUAUGCUGAAGUUUCUAGGCUCGUCCUCAAAACCAGUCUCGACAGCAACAGGUGGAAACGGUUCGAGCGACCCGAAUGCUGGCACUAGGGGGGGAGGUCGGGAUCUGCACCGUUGCCUCCUAUUACAACGGCAGAUAAAGCAGGAGCUGGAAUCCUGGCAGUGGUUUUUGUGGGUGGUAUGA
Molecule: messenger RNA, 1500 nt
Organism: Penicillium mononematosum
Lineage: Eukaryota; Fungi; Ascomycota; Eurotiomycetes; Eurotiales; Aspergillaceae
Product: glycoside hydrolase family 76 protein
Exons: 4
Coding region: 1-1500 (499 amino acids)
Biological process (GO): fungal-type cell wall biogenesis; carbohydrate catabolic process
Molecular function (GO): mannan endo-1,6-alpha-mannosidase activity
Source: RefSeq, a predicted model, not a curated record